AUGUUUACCGCUGACAAAAUUGAUGAUUGUGGUGUUUGGUUAGGUGAUAUAACCGCAUCGGAAGAUCAUCGAGCCCUCGACGAACACAAUAUCUCACACAUAAUCACACUUCUUGAUUAUCAACCAAAGCAUUUAGAUCCCAAACGUACAUAUUUGAUUAUUCAUGCCGAAGAUUUUCAUUCAACAGAUUUAUUAACAAAUGAAUUCGACAAAUGUUUUCAAUUCAUUGAACAGUCGAUUGUUCAAGGUCAACAAAUACUAAUUCACUGCCAUGCAGGUGUGUCACGUUCGGCGACAAUUGCUGCAAUGUAUCUAAUGCGCAAGUAUUCGUUAACACGAGACGAAGCCUUGGAACGAUUAAGAAGUAAACGACGCUUUUGGUCGGUGUUGCCAAAUGAUGGUUUUCUUCGACAAUUGGACUUAUUUUAUCAGAUGAAUUACAAGAUUGAUUUAGAAAAUGAACUUUACAAAGAAUUUCAACGACAAAGGUUCGCUCCGAUCAAAUCGGAAGCAGCGACUCCAACUGUUUUAUUCUCAACAGACGACUCUGAAAGAGAAUAUAAAUGUCGUCAGUGUCAUGAGAAACUGUUUCAUAGUAGCGAUAUACAAAAACAUGACCUUAGUUGUUUGAAUUCGUCUCAAAUUUUCACGUUUUUUCUCGAUUGGAUAGACGACAUAUUUGUCAAUUCAGUUGGAGCAAUUCGUUGUCCAAAUUGUCAAAUUAAUCUAGGUGAAUAUUCUCUUCAAGGUUUGCGAUGUGUUUGUCAUCAAUGGAUAAAACCUGCUUUUGUAUUUCAACAUCAACUAAUUGAAUAA
Messenger RNA from Adineta ricciae, 816 nucleotides. NCBI's taxonomy places the organism in Eukaryota, Metazoa, Rotifera, Eurotatoria, Adinetida, Adinetidae. The record is from the annotation of a GenBank genome assembly.